AUGGGAGAUUUACCUAGUGCUAGAGUAUCUCCUUCUCGUCCUUUCUCUCAUACCGAAAUUGAUUACGCGGGUCCAUUUUUGGUCCGCUCUAGUUCGGGUCGCGGAACCAAGUCACAUAAGGCUUGGAUCGCUGUUUUUGUUUGUUUUUCUGUUAAAGCCAUACAUUUGGAGCUUGUUGACGAUUAUACGUCAGCUGCUUUUCUCGCAGCUUUGAGACGCUUUACCUCACGUCGAGGUUUGCCAACAGAUCUUUAUAGUGACAAUGGCACGAAUUUUCGCGGUGCUGAUCGCGAAUUGUCACAUACAUUUAAGCUCAUUAUGAAAGAUCCGACGAUUGCUUCUCACAUGGCCUCAGACGGAAUCACGUGGCACUUCAUGCCUCCGUCUGCGCCGCAUUUUGGAGGUCUGUGGGAAGCUGGCGUGAAAAAUGUAAAAUUUCAUUUGCGUACAUUAUUAUCAAACGCUACACCGACUUCCGAAGAAUUAACGACUUUACUUUGUCAAAUCGAAUGCUGCUUAAAUUCUCGACCUAUUGUUCAACUAAACGAAGAUCCAGAGAGUUGCGAAGCAUUAACUCCUGGACAUUUUUUAAUCGGAUCUGCGUUAAAAACUGUACCUGCGAUAUCUGUUCUGGAUCUACCUGAGAACCACUUGUCGCGUUGGCAGUUUUAUAAACGUGUCUUAGAACAGUUUUGGCGCUCAUGGUCCAAAGAUUAUUUACAGUCACUGCAACAGCGAACAAAGUGGUUGUCAGAGCGAGUUAAUUUGAAAAUUAACGAUGUUGUUUUACUACGAAAUCCUAAUCUCCCACCCGCUAAAUGGGAAUUAGGACGUGUCAUUAAAUCUAUUCCCGGUCAAGACGGUAACGUUAGAGUCGUUCAAGUAAAGACGAGUGCGUCUGAAUUUACUCGUCCAAUCACACAAUUAGUUCGAUUACCGUGCAACUAUUCAUAA
Leptopilina boulardi is the source of this 954-nucleotide messenger RNA. RefSeq lists its product as uncharacterized. Gene Ontology annotation, biological process: DNA integration. Gene Ontology annotation, molecular function: nucleic acid binding. The record is from RefSeq and is a predicted model, not a curated record. Lineage: Eukaryota; Metazoa; Arthropoda; Insecta; Hymenoptera; Figitidae. Bases 1 to 954 code for a protein of 317 amino acids. The transcript has a single exon.